This is a messenger RNA of Drosophila elegans, 1906 nucleotides long. RefSeq names its product eukaryotic initiation factor 4A (gene eIF4A). The coding region runs from base 163 to 1374 and encodes 403 amino acids. Gene Ontology annotation, molecular function: ATP binding; RNA binding; RNA helicase activity. Lineage: Eukaryota; Metazoa; Arthropoda; Insecta; Diptera; Drosophilidae. The record is from RefSeq and is a predicted model, not a curated record. The transcript has 6 exons.
CACGUUCAUACUUCUACGGGAGAAACAAAGCAGGCAGCAGUUGUUCCCAAAUUCUCUGUUAUUCGUUCUAGACAGACACGGCACAAAUUGAUUGAGUAACCCGAGCUCAAGCCGUCGAAAUUCAGGAUAUAAGUUUACCUAGUCAAUUCUUUAUUGUUGAUAAUGGAUGACCGAAGUGAAAUAGCUCAGGAUGGUCCCGCCGGCAUGGACCCCGAGGGAGUCAUCGAGUCCACCUGGCACGAGGUGUACGACAACUUCGAUGACAUGAACUUGCGCGAGGAGCUGCUGCGCGGCAUCUACGGCUACGGUUUCGAAAAGCCGUCCGCCAUCCAGCAGCGCGCCAUCAUUCCCUGUGUCAAGGGUCGCGACGUCAUUGCCCAGGCUCAAUCUGGAACUGGCAAGACUGCCACUUUUUCGAUUGCCAUCCUUCAGCAAAUCGACACGUCCAUUCGCGAGUGCCAGGCUUUGAUUCUGGCCCCCACUCGUGAGCUGGCCACGCAGAUCCAGCGCGUGGUGAUGGCGCUGGGCGAGUACAUGAAGGUGCACUCGCACGCCUGCAUCGGUGGCACCAACGUGCGCGAGGACGCACGCAUCCUGGAGUCCGGCUGCCACGUUGUGGUGGGCACGCCCGGCCGCGUCUACGACAUGAUCAACCGCAAGGUGCUGCGUACCCAGUACAUCAAGCUGUUCGUGCUGGACGAGGCCGACGAGAUGUUGUCGCGCGGUUUCAAGGACCAGAUCCAGGACGUGUUUAAGAUGCUGCCCCCUGACGUGCAGGUCAUCCUGCUGUCUGCGACCAUGCCGCCGGAUGUGUUGGAAGUGAGCCGAUGCUUUAUGCGUGAGCCCGUCAGCAUCCUGGUGAAGAAGGAAGAACUGACUCUCGAAGGUAUCAAGCAGUUCUACGUGAAUGUGAAGCAGGAGAACUGGAAGUUGGGCACCCUAUGCGAUCUGUACGACACUUUGUCCAUCACCCAGUCGGUUAUCUUCUGCAACACCCGACGCAAGGUGGACCAGCUAACCCAGGAGAUGUCGAGCCACAACUUCACCGUCUCGGCCAUGCACGGCGACAUGGAGCAGCGUGAUCGCGAGGUCAUCAUGAAACAAUUCCGUUCGGGCUCUUCGCGUGUCCUGAUUACCACUGAUUUACUGGCGCGUGGUAUUGAUGUGCAGCAGGUUUCGUUGGUCAUCAACUAUGAUCUGCCCUCAAACCGCGAGAACUACAUUCAUAGAAUCGGUCGCGGUGGUCGUUUCGGCCGCAAGGGUGUUGCGAUCAACUUCAUUACAGAUGACGAUCGUCGAAUCCUUAAGGAUAUUGAACAAUUCUACCAUACUACAAUUGAGGAAAUGCCUGCUAAUAUUGCCGAUUUGAUUUAAAUAUUUUCUGCUGAUCCGCAAACAACUAAAAAGAAUUCUAAAUAAAAAGCAGCCGACCAUCCAACACCAAGGACUAGACGCGGACUCAGAGCACUAACAUCAUCAGCAGCGGCGGAGAAACAGCAAAACAACAAAUUAGAAGCGGUCACGGCAGAAACAACAUCAAGGAGCCGCAGAAGCUUACAAAAUUUGGCCGAAAGUCGGGACAUCCUCUGUAUCCAUUUAGUUCUUCUCUGUGUAUCAUCAAUUUUAAACUGCGUCGUCAACCAGCAACAACAAAUAUAUACAAAUAUAUAAAAAAAAAAAACAAAAUUUGCAUCUAUUUAAAGAAAGUAAUAUUUAAAACCAGGUACAAGAUACCACUUGCUGCAAAGAGCAAGCUACAUAACGCAAAAGCCACAAUAUCAGAACAUAUUUUUGCCGCACCUUUGUUUUAGCUUUUUCUAGAACUAUUGAUAAAAAUAUAUUAAAAACAAAAAAUACAUUUGUACACAUUAUGUUUAAAUAUACCACUCCUAAGAAACAGCUGAAA